Zychaea mexicana is the source of this 2382-nucleotide messenger RNA. Its product is annotated as transmembrane amino acid transporter protein-domain-containing protein. Gene Ontology annotation, molecular function: amino acid transmembrane transporter activity. NCBI's taxonomy places the organism in Eukaryota, Fungi, Mucoromycota, Mucoromycetes, Mucorales, Lichtheimiaceae. The record is from RefSeq and is a predicted model, not a curated record. Bases 238 to 1917 code for a protein of 559 amino acids. Gene Ontology annotation, biological process: amino acid transmembrane transport. The transcript has 4 exons.
CAACAAGAUCCGAAAUUUAUAUAAAAAGAAACAUUUACUCAUAAAUUUCGCAUUUCCAUCAUUUCGUCUCUCCACUUUUUCUUUCUCUCCUCUUCGCUCUCGCUCUUUUUUUUUUAUUCAUUAUAAAUUGUUCUUGCACCUCCUUUUUUCCAUAUCGUUUAAAUAUCUUCCUUUCCACAUAUACAAACUGUCAAUAGAAACAAGCGGCAAACGUCUAUAUCUCAUAUAUACAACAUAAUGACGGAUUACGGCAGUAUACACAAACCACUGUUACAGCAGCCUCAUGUACCGCUUUCAAAUUCAGAACGUGAUUUACUACAAGCAGAUCGGCCCGGCUACGGCACACGCAAACGAUAUGAAGUUGCUUUUAACCUGGUCAAUGCCACCGUUGGUGCAGGCAUCAUGGGCUUGCCAUACGCUGUAUCGCAUGCGGGCUUUGUCACGGGUAUAGUCGCAUCCGUGUGGGUCGCCUGUUUGUCACAGCUCGGCUUAUACAUGCUGAUUCUUGCGGGGAAGCGUGCGGGCAUUUACAAGUACGCCGUGCUGGUCGAACAUGUGAUGGGCAGGUUCGGCUAUCACUUUCUGAACUUCAUGAUUGUGGUUCAGGCCGGGGGUGGAUGUAUCAGCUACUUUAUUCUGUUGGGCGAUACCAUUCCUGUGCUACUGGAUAGAUACCUUCCGCAAUACCCUAUCCUGUCCAAUCGAGCGUUCUUCGUCACCGCCAUUAGCAUGAUUUGUAUUCUACCACUCAAUAUGCGACGAUCGAUUGGUUCCCUCGCACGGUGGUCCAUUGUGUCAGUAAUGUGUUUACCUAUCAUCAUCGUGACCAUCCUUAUCCGUGCACCUGCCUAUUACGACCCAUCCUCCCGGCACCAUGACUAUAACAGCAAUGACCCGACUUGGGUCGGAAAAGACGUUUUUGGUGCCAUGGGUAUCAUGGCCUUUGCGUUCACCUGUGCUCAAGUGGCAUUCAACAAUUUCUUGACCUUGAAGGACCAAUCACACAACGCCUGGCGCCACUCUACCAUUAUGUCGACUUCCAUGAGCUGGACUGUCUCGAUGGUCUUUGCUGUUGUUGGCUACGUAUGCUUUGGCACCGAUGUAAAGUCCAACCUGUUCCAGAAUUUUGCUGAGGACGACGUGCUUAUCAACAUUGGCCGCUUUGCACUUGGCUUCAGCAUGAUUUUCACUAUCCCAAUGUGCUUUUACCCUACACGUGAAGCUGUUCAGAAAUCGCUAGGCUUUGAAACGGCCACGAAACAACCCACGCAAGUACAGCAUUAUAUCGUCACGGUUGUAGUUUUCGUUAUCCUCAUGGCAACCGGCAUUACCGUCAAUUCUCUUGGCAAAGUAUAUUCGCUUGCAGGUGGAUUUGCUGCAACAACGCUCUCAAACAUCUUACCCGCAGCUGCACACUUGGUCACACGGUAUCGACGACGACAACCUGCUGCUGCUGCUUCUGCUGCUGAUUGCUCGCCUACGUUGACCACGGCACCAACAUUGACCGUUGCUCCAACACUUUCCACGAAUACCAACAAUUACAAGAUAUUAGAUGAUAAAACCACACUAUCACUGCCAGCACCUAUUGUCGGCUCUGAUGUUCAGUCGUCAUGCUCAUCGUCACCGCGGGUCUUACCAGUCAACUACAACCAUGACAAUGGCCGCGGCACCCCUCCACCAACAUACAACUACACCUAUUAUCCAUAUGACGAAGAAGAUGUAUCGACCGUCGAUGGUGCAGAAAUGCUUGCUGAUGAUUCCGAUAGCUUGAGCAGUUAUGCCUCAGCAGAGGAGCCACUAGAACAGCCUCAACAACGUCCACGCCUGCAGUUCCUCGAUAUCAUUGCCGUGGUCCUUAUCUUUUGGGGCCUCUUGGUCAUGUUUCUAUCUGUGAGCAGUGUCCUGACAGAGUCGUGAUCCUGCUGCUGCCCCUUGUAAACUUUUCCAUAAACAUCCUCAUCUCUUUCCGAUAUAAUACCUUCAUCCACCCAUACUAUACCACACGAUAUCACGCAUCCAUCACACACAACACACACACUCACACGCACACACCACGUAUUAUAUAUACUUCAUAUACAUAUUACCUCACACACAUAAUAUUAUCUCAACAUAUACCAUACACCGUUUCUCUAACCCCGCCACUUCCCCAAACUUCUCUUGCGCUUUUUUCUCCACAAACUGCAACAACCACAACAGAUACGCAUGCAUAUGUACGUCUGCGAACGUACUUGAUGGCGUAAUACAUCACUUCCUGUCCCGCCCUCUUUUUGUCAUCCCACCCCGACUUUUUUUUUUGCGUCCGCAUACAUAUUAUACAAUACAUGUAGAUAUGCCCAACAACCUUUUGACCGUGGACCCAAUACCAUAUUUGUCAUUUUCUGC